UCAGUUUUAGGAGACACGGAUCGCCAGGUAAGGGACAAAGAGCCAUAGAUCUGAAAUAAUGUUUCUAAUGGAUUUGUUUUUCUGAGCAAAAUCCUUAUAGUUACCGUAGAAGUAUAAAGCUUGCCAACACCUAUCAUAAUUUUAUCUCACCAUCUCCAAUUCUAAGCAUUUCUUACAAAAAAAUCGAAUCAACAUCUAGAAUCUAGUGUUCGAAUUUCAAAAUGGACGCAAGCACAAAGGUGAAGAAAGGUGCGGGAGGAAGGAAAGGAGGAGGACCAAGGAAGAAAUCGGUGACAAGAUCCGUCAGAGCUGGACUUCAAUUUCCUGUCGGAAGAAUCGGCCGUUUCUUGAAGAAAGGUAGAUACGCUCAGCGUGUUGGUACCGGCGCUCCUGUUUACCUAGCCGCUGUUCUUGAGUAUCUUGCUGCUGAGGUUCUUGAGUUGGCUGGAAAUGCGGCACGUGAUAACAAGAAGAACAGGAUUAGUCCAAGACAUUUGUUGUUGGCUGUGAGGAAUGAUGAAGAGCUUGGAAAAUUGCUUGCUGGUGUUACCAUUGCUCAUGGUGGUGUUCUUCCUAACAUUAACCCUGUGCUUUUGCCUAAGAAGACUCAAAGUGCUGCUACUGCUCCUAAAUCUCCAUCCAAGGCCAGGAAAUCUCCAAAGAAAGCUUAGAUAUUAAUUUUUAUUUGUUCUUUUUGUUAUACGUAGAUACGUUAGAUUUGACACACCUCUCAUGUGGCAAGAAUUAUUCUACAAGCAAUGUGAUUCGAAUGUCUUCAUCUCUUUUGUGAGUUUGAUUAGUUAAUGGAAUCGCUUUGUUUUUACUUA
Lathyrus oleraceus (garden pea) is the source of this 827-nucleotide messenger RNA. Its product is annotated as histone H2A.2-like. Gene Ontology annotation, cellular component: nucleosome. NCBI's taxonomy places the organism in Eukaryota, Viridiplantae, Streptophyta, Magnoliopsida, Fabales, Fabaceae. The transcript is spliced from 2 exons. Gene Ontology annotation, molecular function: DNA binding; structural constituent of chromatin; protein heterodimerization activity. The coding region runs from base 222 to 671 and encodes 149 amino acids. The record is from RefSeq and is a predicted model, not a curated record.